Messenger RNA from Euleptes europaea (tarantolino), 547 nucleotides. It is a transcript of the gene NIP7, whose product is annotated as nucleolar pre-rRNA processing protein NIP7. Lineage: Eukaryota; Metazoa; Chordata; Lepidosauria; Squamata; Sphaerodactylidae. The record is from RefSeq and is a predicted model, not a curated record. Bases 4 to 546 code for a protein of 180 amino acids. The transcript has 5 exons. Gene Ontology annotation, cellular component: nucleolus; preribosome, large subunit precursor; nucleus. Gene Ontology annotation, biological process: ribosome assembly; ribosomal large subunit biogenesis. Gene Ontology annotation, molecular function: RNA binding.
GCGAUGCGGCCGCUGACGGAGGAGGAGACGCGCGCGCUCUUCGAGAAGCUCGCCAGAUACGUGGGCGAGAACCUGCAGCUGCUGGUGGACCGGCCCGACGGCGCCUACUGCUUCCGCCUGCACAAGGACCGCGUCUAUUACCUCAGUGAGAAGAUCCUGAAACUGGCCACCAACAUCCCCCGGGAGAACCUGGUGGCCCUGGGCACCUGCUUUGGCAAGUUUACCAAAACCCAGAAGUUCCGGCUCCACGUUACUGCCUUGGAUUAUCUUGCCCCCUACGCUAAGUACAAAGUGUGGGUAAAACCUGGUUCAGAACAGUCCUUCCUUUAUGGGAACCACAUACUGAAAUCUGGCUUGGGGCGUAUUACAGAGAGCACAGCCCAGUACCAGGGAGUGGUGGUGUAUUCCAUGGCUGACGUCCCCUUGGGCUUUGGAGUGGCUGCCAAGUCCACUCAGGAGUGCCGGAAGGUGGACCCGAUGGCCAUUGUUGUGUUUCAUCAAGCAGACAUCGGGGAGUACAUACGCCACGAGGAGACACUGACUUAAC